Molecule: messenger RNA, 453 nt
Organism: Drosophila willistoni
Lineage: Eukaryota; Metazoa; Arthropoda; Insecta; Diptera; Drosophilidae
Product: larval cuticle protein III/IV
Exons: 2
Coding region: 29-373 (114 amino acids)
Cellular component (GO): chitin-based extracellular matrix
Molecular function (GO): structural constituent of chitin-based larval cuticle
Source: RefSeq, a predicted model, not a curated record
UAGUCGGACCAAUCAACUUUAAACCAAAAUGUUCAAGAUUAUGCUUGUUUGCGCUCUUGCCGCCCUUGUGGCCGCCAACGAAAAUGCCGAUGUCGUCCGUCUGGUGUCUGAGGUUAAUCCCGAUGGCUUCAAGACUGACUUGGCUCUUUCCGACGGAACAGUCCAGCAAGCUGUUGGUGAUGUCCAUGGCAACAUCGAUGGUAGCUUCGAGUGGAUCUCCAAGGAGGGUGAACACAUCCGUGUCCAAUACAAGGCCGAUGAGAAUGGAUACCAGCCCCAGAGCGAUGUCCUGCCCACUCCACCACCAAUCCCAGAUGCUAUUGUCCGCGCCAUCGCAUGGAUUGCUGCCCAUCCCAGCAAGGAUGCUCACUAAAUUAGUCCGACUCUAAGCCCCAUUGAACAUUUAACUAAAUCAGUUGAUAAAUAAAUUAGAAUCUUAUGCAAGCAAUUUAA